GGUUUUUCCAUCGUGGAUAAUUGGGCUUAAUUUUUCAGAUCUUUCAUUGAUCUCACCUGAACAUGGUUUGAACUUAAUUUGACCUCCUGAUUUUCAACUGUUAUCUGCUGUGAGAGAGUGAACAAGCGAUGAAUGUGAUUGUGGCUGGCAGUGGCUUUCUGGGCAAACAUCUCCAUGAGUAUUUAUCCAAGAGUGGACACUCAGUCACCCUUCUGUCCAGAACUGCCAAGGUCUUCCCUCGCACCAUCACGUGGUCUGAAUUGAAAACUGGAGGGGGUCUCCCCAAAAGUGACGUCAUCAUCAAUCUUUGUGGCGAGAAUGCUUUCAAACCCUUCUUUGUCAAGCCCUACAAUGAUAAAUACAAACAAGACAUUUUGGACAGUCGCAUAGGUGUGAACAAACUUUUGGGAAAAGCUCUGGGAGAGACGAAGGCAGAAGACAGACCGAGUGUGUAUGUGUCUGCAUCAGCAGUCGGAGUCUACGCUUCAAAUGAAAACAAAACCUUUAGUGAGGAGAGUGAAUUGCCACGUGACCUGGAGGGUAACUUCAUGGUUGAUAUGGUGUCCAAGUGGGAAGAAAGUGCACACGAGGUGGUUGAGGGGCAGAAGAAGGAGUGUCGGGUGGCCACUGUGAGGAUUGGACUGGUACUAGGAGUGGAAGGGGGAAUGUUACAACAGCUCAAGUGGCAGUACUUUUUCGGUGCGGGUGGAAAAAUUGGUGACGGAUCCCAGCCUUUUCCAUGGGUACAUGUACACGACACUGCCCGAGCCAUUGAACACGUGAUCAACACACCCUCAAUCCAUGGUCCAGUUAACAUCGUGGCCCCUGGAAGCGUCAAAGACACCGGAAUUACCUUCAACUCUACAAUGUAUAUUAAUACAUGGGCAGGUGGGGGACUCGAACCUACGUCAACUGUAGAGUCUAUAUAG
This is a messenger RNA of Symsagittifera roscoffensis, 929 nucleotides long. RefSeq names its product epimerase family protein SDR39U1-like. NCBI's taxonomy places the organism in Eukaryota, Metazoa, Xenacoelomorpha, Acoela, Convolutidae. Bases 129 to 929 code for a protein of 266 amino acids. The transcript has 5 exons. The record is from RefSeq and is a predicted model, not a curated record.